Sphaerodactylus townsendi is the source of this 1498-nucleotide messenger RNA. RefSeq names its product charged multivesicular body protein 1B (gene CHMP1B). The transcript is spliced from 8 exons. NCBI's taxonomy places the organism in Eukaryota, Metazoa, Chordata, Lepidosauria, Squamata, Sphaerodactylidae. The coding region runs from base 226 to 825 and encodes 199 amino acids. The record is from RefSeq and is a predicted model, not a curated record. Gene Ontology annotation, cellular component: ESCRT III complex; multivesicular body. Gene Ontology annotation, biological process: late endosome to vacuole transport; protein transport; endosome transport via multivesicular body sorting pathway.
UCCGCCCUUCCCUCGGAGUGACGCGUGUCCGUGGCUGACUCGGGCGCUGGACUCCUCCCCCUGCGCGUGAUAGAAUGGAGGGGCGGAGGAAGAGAGAGGGAGGAAGCAGGAAGUGAGGCUCAAAAACAAGACCGGAGUCCGAGAAGCAGCUGCCGCCGCCGCUCUCGAGCCAAAGUCCAGCUUCCUCGCCGCCACCGGGCCUGAGGAGCCUCGGCAGUCGCCGCCAUGUCCGCGAUGGAGAAACAUCUCUUUAACUUGAAGUUUGCUGCCAAAGAACUUAACAGAAAUGCCAAAAAGUGUGACAAGGAAGAAAAGGUGGAAAAAGCUAAAAUUAAGAAGGCAAUUCAGAAAGGUAAUACUGAAGUUGCAAGAAUACAUGCCGAAAAUGCAAUCCGGCAGAAGAAUCAAGCGAUCAACUUCUUGCGCAUGAGCGCUCGGGUGGAUGCUGUGGCAGCAAGAGUUCAGACGGCAGUAACAAUGGGCAAGGUGACAAAGUCAAUGGCUGGAGUGGUUAAGUCUAUGGAUGCCACCUUGAAAAGUAUGAACUUGGAAAAGAUCUCUGCUUUGAUGGACAAAUUUGAACAGCAGUUUGAAACCCUAGAUGUUCAAACACAGCAGAUGGAAGACACAAUGAGUAACACUACCACGCUAACCACACCACAGAAUCAAGUGGAUCUGCUUCUCCAAGAAAUGGCUGACGAAGCAGGCCUUGACUUGAAUAUGGAGCUACCUCAAGGACAGACAGGGUCCGUUGGGACAAGUGUUGCUUCUGCAGAACAGGAUGAGCUCUCUCAAAGACUGGCCCGGCUUCGUGACCAAGUGUGACGGGAAGAAUCGGUUGGCAGUUCUCCACGUAUGCUUCCGAAGCAUUUUGUGUACAUAACUCACAGCCCCGCUAGGAUCCCUGUGUCUAACACGUCUGGAUAUUUAUCUAGCGUACUAAAGGGUGCUUGUCUUUGGCUUGUCGCGCUUUCUAAAAUACAUCCAGUGACUGGAAAAGUAGUAUUAAUCCGUCAACGCGAGUGUGGUUUUCUAGUUCUGUACAGCACAUUUUUUUCCAGUUGAAGGUUAUAUUUUUGCAGAUGACUUGGGCGACCCUGACUGAAAUGUCUAUUUAACCAUGUGUAAUUUCAGAUCAUCCCAUUAAAAAAGAAAAGCUGCACUCCUAGCAUACGUUAUUUUUAAGUUAUAUAGCAGGGUUUUAAAUUAUGGAUAUGGUUUGUGAUUGACAGAGGCGGCAUAUGCCAAUUGCAUGUUCGUUGCACUCAGCACCCAAGGAACCUGACCAGAUCAGUCGGUCAGAACGGCACAGGCGAUGUGUACUGUGUCUAUAUGUGCAUUCUUCAAACUUGUACUGGAUUAUCUGUCUUUGGCACUGUAGAACGAGCACUCUUGUGGCAAGGCUGAGAAUGAUAAUAGUCCAAGCUGUCGUAACUAGAACCUUCUGUUGGUAUCGUCACUUCAGCUCCAAAGGAAUAAAAUAUAUUUUUCAACACUU